AUGCGAUUCCUCUGCGUACUGAUCCUCGCCUGCCUCCUGGCAGUGGCACACAGCACCUCCACUCCAGCUGCUUCGACUUCACCACCAGCUUCUACGUCGACUCCACCAGCUUCUACGUCGACUCCAGCUGCUUCAACUACUUCACCUACUUCAAGCUCUACUUCACCAUCGUCGUCCUCAUCAUCCACGGUGACCACCACUACCACGACAGCUGCUCCCACGACCACCACCACCACGGAGGCGUCCAGUUCAUCAUCGUCGAGCGAUAAGAAAGUUCGGCACAGGAGGCACUACGUCAACCGGCGCCACAGGAAGGACAAGAAGUCCAAGAACAAGAACAAGAAGAGCAAGAAAAACAAGAAGGACAAGAAAACCAAGAAAGUCCGACGUACCCGGCGCAGUGGUUAAAUAUUUG
Molecule: messenger RNA, 415 nt
Organism: Drosophila mauritiana
Lineage: Eukaryota; Metazoa; Arthropoda; Insecta; Diptera; Drosophilidae
Product: putative protein TPRXL
Exons: 1
Coding region: 1-408 (135 amino acids)
Source: RefSeq, a predicted model, not a curated record